AUGCCCAAAAACAGUCAACACGCGCAGUGGCUUACCGCCUACUUCAACCAACUCCCCAAUGCUGCGGUUUUGCCACAAACAACCCAGCAAAUCGCGAACGAUUGCAACACGGCAAUCGGAACGACCCAAGGCAUAGAUGGUGUCGAUUCACAGAUCGUCGGCAGGCACAUUAGCGAAUGCCGAAGGAAGGCCGCCAAUACUCCCCGAGCCACCCGGAUGACCCCAGGGCAGAAACAAGUACUCGACCAAGCAUACAGUCAGAGCGCUUAUCCAUCCCCAGGGGCUAGAAUGAUAAUCAUGCACCAAACGAACCUGACCUACAAACAGGUCAAGAAUUGGUUCGAACAAAAGGCUAAAAACGUCAAGAGGCUCCGCCAAGCACAACCGCAAGGUGCAAAUGGCUCCAACCCACAAGUUGCAAAUCGCUCCAACAGAAAUGCUACCCAAAUGUGGAAAGCAUACAAUGCCGAUCCCGCAGGGUAUGUUCAAAGAUUGUUAAACGGCACAAUAAGCCUUGUUGACGGCAAGGCCAUUGCUGCUCCAAAUGCAAACGCAGUACGCAAUGCGAUUGCACUGAGCACAAUUAACAACUUGAAUGCCCACCUGGGUCUCGGGCUCAGGAGACCCGGCGCAACUAUUGGAGCUGAUCUUCAAUAUCAAUCUGGCAACCAACCUGGACAAUAUGGUAACCAACCCGGGCAAAUGUCAGGGCAGGCACAAGGCCAACAGAGCAAUAUACUGCCGGCCCAAUCUAUCAACUCGGGCCUUAAUUACUUCGGAGCAGGAUUCAGCUACGCCGUGAACGAAGCCCAACAUACCGGUCAGCAAAACCGGCAACAAGCUGUUCAGCCGGUCCCAGAUAUGACAUAUCCUAGGGUCCAAAAUGCACAACCAGGAUUGGGCGAUCACAGUGAUGAGUCUUCGGCAGACCCAUACAGCGGUAGCAUGUAUGCCAACUACCAGGCCAGCAUCCCAGGCCAUCAACAUGCGUUCCAAAGCUAUCAAAUGGCAGGGGAACAUCAACAAGCUCAACAGAGCAAGAGCGAGCACUCGCUCGAUGACAACUGGGGUUAUCAAGUACCACAAGAUUUUACCCCAUAUAGGCAGAGACGUUUGGCUCCUUUUGAGGGGCAAAUGAACAACACCCAGCUGAUAAAUCAGCAACCUCAGACGAUGUCAAAGACAGAGUCUGCAUCACCAUCGGGGAAGAGAAAGUCGGUUGGAGAGGAUGAGAUGUCCAGCGCUGGACAUUCGAAGAAGAGAACCCGGGUCCAGAGACCAUUAAGGCCGAUGCCAUCUCUGGAAUACCAAAAGAGACAUGGAUUUGACAUCACCGCCGAUGGUAUUGUCGGAGGAGCAAACAGCUCAAUGGCAGCCUAUAACGGACUGGCCUAUGAUAAUGGUGACUUUUCGGGACGGCAACUCCCACCUGAAUUCCCACCUGCCUUCCCACCAAACUUCGAGGGCAACGGCAGAUGGUGUAAGGGGGAGUCAGCUACGGGGUCAGAUACUGCUUCCAAUCGCCAAGUAUUAAAUGCAUACCCCGAAUUUCCUAACGCGAAGGAUGGUUUCAAAAAUGAGACCAAUCGUGGUUCCGAAGAACCACCUGCAUCUGUGACUCCUAGACCUAGAUAUACGAGUCCAACCCUCCAGGCCUCCGGCACACCAAACGUUGCCGACCACCAAUACGAGUAUCCCGACCCAGAGUCUGCGAGCAGCAGCGGCAGACCUUCACCGCAGGAUACUUCGAAUGUCUCUGCUGGAGCUCAAGAUGCACCUGCAAGUCCAGAAAGAGCAACUAAAAUCCCGGAGCUUGCGACCUCCUUGGCGGAUAUUCCUGACCUUCCACAGGACUUUGGAAACCUCGACGAUGACGACUACCGGCUAGCUAGAGCCUUGUUGGCAGAAAAUAAUGGCAACCUCGGGGAUUUUGACUUCGGUAUCUCUGCCGUUGAUCCCAGCCCAGCCAAUCCGAGCGCCGGCUCCCUUGAUGAUUUGAUCGAUCCUAAACUCAAAAGGUUUCGAUGA
This is a messenger RNA of Sclerotinia borealis F-4128, 2028 nucleotides long. Lineage: Eukaryota; Fungi; Ascomycota; Leotiomycetes; Helotiales; Sclerotiniaceae. The record is from the annotation of a GenBank genome assembly.